CGAAGUGGGUGGGGGGUGGAGAACGAGCGGCCGUGGACGGCGCCUGCGCGGUGGGCGUGAUCCGGGCACUUAGGGCAGGAUGAACGCUGCUUUCCAAGAUGGCGACGGAGGGAGGAGGGAAGGAGAUGAACGAGAUUAAGACCCAAUUCACCACCCGGGAAGGUCUGUACAAGCUGCUGCCGCACUCGGAGUACAGCCGGCCCAACCGGGUGCCCUUCAACUCGCAGGGAUCCAACCCUGUCCGCGUCUCCUUCGUAAACCUCAACGACCAGUCUGGCAACGGCGACCGCCUCUGCUUCAAUGUGGGCCGGGAGCUCUACUUCUAUAUCUACAAGGGGGUCCGCAAGGCUGCUGACUUGAGUAAACCAAUAGAUAAAAGGAUAUACAAAGGAACACAGCCUACCUGUCAUGACUUCAACCACCUAACAGCCACAGCAGAGAGUGUCUCUCUCCUAGUGGGCUUUUCCGCAGGCCAAGUCCAGCUCAUAGACCCCAUCAAAAAAGAAACUAGCAAGCUGUUUAAUGAGGAAAGACUAAUAGACAAGUCACGCGUAACCUGUGUCAAAUGGGUUCCUGGUUCGGAAAGCCUUUUCCUAGUAGCCCAUUCAAGUGGGAACAUGUACUUAUAUAAUGUGGAGCACACUUGUGGCACCACAGCCCCCCACUACCAGCUUCUGAAGCAGGGAGAGAGCUUUGCCGUGCACACUUGCAAGAGCAAAUCCACGAGGAACCCUCUCCUUAAGUGGACGGUGGGCGAGGGGGCCCUCAACGAGUUUGCUUUCUCCCCAGAUGGCAAGUUCUUAGCGUGUGUGAGCCAGGACGGGUUUCUGCGUGUGUUCAACUUUGACUCAGUGGAGCUGCACGGUACAAUGAAAAGCUACUUUGGGGGCUUGCUUUGUGUGUGCUGGAGCCCAGAUGGCAAGUACAUUGUGACAGGUGGAGAGGACGACUUGGUGACAGUCUGGUCCUUUCUAGACUGCCGAGUAAUAGCUAGAGGCCAUGGGCACAAAUCCUGGGUCAGUGUUGUAGCAUUUGAUCCCUAUACUACUAGCGUAGAAGAAAGUGACCCUAUGGAGUUUAGUGGCAGUGACGAGGACUUCCAGGACCUUCUUCAUUUUGGCAGAGAUCGAGCGAACAGUACACAGUCUAGGCUGUCCAAACGGAACUCUACAGACAGCCGUCCUGUAAGUGUUACCUAUCGGUUUGGUUCAGUGGGUCAGGAUACACAGCUGUGUUUAUGGGACCUUACAGAAGACAUCCUUUUCCCUCAUCAACCCCUCUCAAGAGCAAGGACACAUACAAAUGUCAUGAAUGCCACAAGUCCGCCUGCCGGAAGCAAUGGGAACAGUGUCACUACGCCUGGGAACUCUGUGCCCCCUCCAUUGCCACGGUCCAAUAGCCUUCCACAUUCAGCGGUCUCCAGUGCUGGUAGCAAAAGCAGCGUCAUGGACGGGGCCAUUGCCUCUGGGGUCAGCAAGUUUGCAACUCUGUCUCUGCACGACCGGAAGGAGAGACACCAUGAGAAAGACCACAAACGAAACCAUAGUAUGGGACACAUUUCCAGCAAGAGCAGUGACAAACUGAAUCUAGUUACGAAAGCCAAAACGGACCCAGCUAAAACUCUGGGAACAUCGCUGUGUCCUCGGAUGGAAGAUGUUCCCUUGUUAGAGCCGCUGAUCUGUAAAAAGAUAGCUCAUGAAAGACUGACUGUAUUGGUAUUUCUUGAAGACUGUAUAGUCACUGCUUGUCAGGAGGGAUUUAUUUGCACAUGGGCAAGGCCUGGUAAAGUGCCGGCAGAGCAGUUCUGCAGGCAGGAGGACAGAGUGCAAGGUGUUCUCCAAGACCAGAACUAAAGGGCUUGUUGUCAUCCCCAAACCAGGCCAGUUCUCCAGGUGGGACUGUAGUGUAGCAGCUGCAUGCUGCUCCCAGGCUCCCCCGGACACGCGUGGACUGAGGGAGUGACAGACGACAACGGAGCCAUGAGCUGCGCUGGAGCCACAUGCAGGCGGCAGGCAGCGGCAGUCUGCAGGGCUGUGUGGAGCUGCUAACCCAAAGAGUUGCUUCCAUUUUUAAGUCAGUCUGUUGGGGCUGCAGUAAAAAAUGAGAAAUGGA
This is a messenger RNA of Peromyscus eremicus (cactus mouse), 2112 nucleotides long. It is a transcript of the gene Wdr20, whose product is annotated as WD repeat domain 20. Gene Ontology annotation, molecular function: protein binding. NCBI's taxonomy places the organism in Eukaryota, Metazoa, Chordata, Mammalia, Rodentia, Cricetidae. The record is from RefSeq and is a predicted model, not a curated record. The coding region runs from base 99 to 1853 and encodes 584 amino acids. The transcript is spliced from 5 exons.